GCUAUUUCAGCAGCCACCUGCUGGCCCUCAGUGCAGAAGCCCCAGGCUGCCCGCCCUAGGUGACUCUGGGCCAGACCUUGCUUGUACAGGCAACCGCAGGCUACAGGGCUACCACUGUGCUCCAGCCUCAGCAGGCGGGAGUGUCUCCAUUUCCCCCAAAGCCUCCUUCUCCUUGCACCCUGGGAUAUGACCAUGGAAGCCACAAGGAGGCAGGCCCAGACAGCCACGAGUCUGGUGGAGCAGAUCCUGGCGGAAUUCCAGCUGCACGAGGAGGACCUGAAGAAGGUGAUGCGGCGCAUGCAGAAGGAGAUGGACCGAGGCCUGCGGCUGGAGACCCACGAGGAGGCCAGCGUGAAGAUGCUGCCCACCUACGUGCGCUCCACCCCGGAAGGCUCGGAAGUCGGGGACUUCCUCUCCCUGGACCUGGGUGGCACCAACUUCCGGGUGAUGCUGGUGAAGGUGGGGGAGGGCGAGGAGGGGCAGUGGAGCGUGAAGACCAAGCACCAGAUGUACUCCAUCCCUGAGGACGCCAUGACCGGCACCGCUGAGAUGCUCUUCGACUACAUCUCCGAGUGCAUCUCCGACUUCCUGGACAAGCACCAGCUGAAGCACAAGAAGCUGCCACUGGGUUUCACCUUCUCCUUUCCUGUGCGGCACGAAGACAUCGACAAGGGCAUCCUCCUCAACUGGACCAAGGGCUUCAAGGCCUCGGGGGCUGAAGGGAACAACAUCGUGGGGCUCCUGCGAGAUGCCAUCAAGCGCAGAGGGACUCCGGGGACCGCAAGCAGACCUACAACAUCCUGAGCACGCUGGGGCUGCGGCCCUCGGCCGCCGACUGCGACAUCGUGCGGCGCGCCUGCGAGAGCGUGUCCACGCGCGCCGCGCACAUGUGCUCGGCCGGGCUGGCGGGCGUCAUCAACCGCAUGCGCGAGAGCCGCGGCAUGGACGUGAUGCGCAUCACGGUGGGCGUGGACGGCUCGGUGUACAAGCUGCACCCCAGCUUCAAGGAGCGGUUCCACGCCAGCGUGCGCAGGCUGACGCCCAGCUGCGAGAUCACCUUCAUCGAGUCGGAGGAAGGCAGCGGCCGGGGUGCCGCGCUGGUCUCGGCCGUGGCCUGCAAGAAGGCCUGCAUGCUGGCCCAGUGAGAGCGGCGGCGGCGCGCGCGGGGCGGACCCGGCUCCACGGGGACGGCGCUCCCCACAGGGGCUCCAGCUCAGCCGGCCAGGGGGCCCGGGCUCGAGAGGACCCCAGAUGCUUCCCCACCCACUGUACCCCUGGAAUUGGGGAAGAGCCCUGGGGAUCGGAGCACAAGUCUGUUGGCAGAGUCGGUUGGAGGGACAGCCCCAGGGCACUGGCGGGGUGGGAGCUGGGCAGGACAGGGACAGGGACAGACACUCCCAACGCCGCAGGCCUUUCCUGUGGGAACCCAGCACCCCAAGGGCGCUGGGCACUCAUUUCCACACGGCCUGCCUCCCACGCUGGGCCUGGUUGGGCUCCCCUGGGAACUUACCGCGUGGGAGGGGAUCCAGUUGCUGGGUGGGAGCAGACCGGCCAGCAGGGUGACCCCAGGACUGGCUGAAUUCCUGCCUGUGGCUUCAGAUGCUGGGGGAGCCACACAGGGGGCCGCCCCACCCCCAGUGCCCGAGCACCCGGAGUUCUGGACUGGACCCGCGGGCAGUGGCACCGUCAGCCUCCACAGGCCAGCGCAGGAAGAACCCCUGCAGCAUUGCCACACCCCAGGGCUACCCAGGCCCCUCUCCAGAGCCACCCACCCUCUCCAUGCCCACCCUGGGACUGUGGGGUUUUUAAUUAAAAAUGCAAAAGAUGUGA
Messenger RNA from Oryctolagus cuniculus (rabbit), 1830 nucleotides. The record is from RefSeq and is a predicted model, not a curated record. Lineage: Eukaryota; Metazoa; Chordata; Mammalia; Lagomorpha; Leporidae.